Dreissena polymorpha is the source of this 3077-nucleotide messenger RNA. RefSeq names its product liver carboxylesterase 1F-like. The record is from RefSeq and is a predicted model, not a curated record. The transcript has 3 exons. Gene Ontology annotation, cellular component: cell surface; synapse. NCBI's taxonomy places the organism in Eukaryota, Metazoa, Mollusca, Bivalvia, Myida, Dreissenidae. Gene Ontology annotation, molecular function: neurexin family protein binding; signaling receptor activity. Gene Ontology annotation, biological process: neuron cell-cell adhesion; synaptic vesicle endocytosis; modulation of chemical synaptic transmission. The coding region runs from base 108 to 1922 and encodes 604 amino acids.
AUGUAUGCUGUUUUAUGGUAUCAAUACCUCUGUCGUCGCGGACGCUGGUAUACCAUACUGAGUUGUACAUCGAACAAUAACUUGACACGAAGAUUUUUGUAUGACAGAUGUUAUUCGUGAUGGCGACUUCAACUCUAAGCAGGUGCAUCAUUUUUAUGAGCUUUCUUGCGGUUGGUUCGUGCAAGACGACGUCGGUAUUGCAAACAACUUCCGGUCCGAUGCAGGGGUCGAUCCACUCGUAUAACGGAUCCGACGUCUACCAGUUCAUUGGCAUACCGUACGCUGCGCCACCGGUACGCGAAUUGCGCUUUAUGAAACCGGUACCUCCGACAGCCUGGAACUCAACAUUCACGGCGGAAAGGUUUCCGCCGUCAUGUAUGCAGUACUUGUUUGAGAACGAUAGGUGGCUAAUUCCGAAAGAAAGUCAGAAUAUUUCCGAAGACUGUCUGUACAUGAAUAUCUAUGUACCUAGAGCGACAUCAUCGGCUGAACCGAAGGCUGUUAUGAUUUGGAUACACGGAGGAGGUUUUACCGCGGGACAAGGAUCCAUUUUUGAUGCCUCGUACAUAGCGCUGAGAGGUGACGUCAUAGUUGUUACGUUCAAUUACAGGCUGGGCUUAUUUGGAUUUCUCUCCACAGAGGAUACUAAUGCACGGGGUAAUUAUGGAAUAUGGGACCAGGUCGCGGCGAUCAAAUGGGUCAGCGAAAACAUUGCGAAUUUCGGCGGCGAUAAUUCUAAGGUUUGCAUAUUCGGAGAGUCCGCUGGUGGUAACAGUGUGGGGUUACAUACGAUCAUACAAGAGAAUAGGGGGCGGAUACAUCGAGCGAUUUCGGAAAGCGGUGCCGUUUACAGUCCGCGGGCGGUCGCCGAGCAGUCGCAGACCGUGGCUCGCCGGGCUGCGGAAAUGUUGAACUGCUCGACGAGAAGCACGAAGGAUAUAGUCGAAUGUCUGCGGACGGUUCCCGCCGGCGAUUUGCUUAAGGUUCAGGGUGCCGCCAGCGCGCUCAGCAAUCAAUCCGGCGAGUCAUUUGUAAACCACAUGGGUCCAGUGGUCGACGGUGAUUUAAUAAUUGAUCAUCCUGUCGAGAUUCUAAAAAAUCGCAGCUCCGAAGGUUUCAAGUUCUUCCAAACACUGGACAUCCUCGCUGGAACCAAUAUCGCGGAGGGCGGUCUUAUGUACUGGCCUCUUAUGAAAUACCAGCAUCAAUACCACUACAACAUUUCCGAAGGUGUUCCGGCAGGCGUUUUGUGCGAUGUUGUGGCAACGGCUGCAGCGGAGGAAUAUGCGGUGAGCACACGUGGCCUUAUAAAAGACGCCGUAUGUAAACAGUACACGGUGCGCGAUGGUUCCCUAGCGGAACAAGGUCGGAGCACGGUAGACGUAUAUGCUGAUCUUCAGUUUUUCAUACCAACGGUUCAAACUCUCGACGCACAUUACACGCCGGAGAAAGUCGGCCGGAGCUUUCAGUACAUUUUCACCCAUCAGCCCUCGUUCACAUGGAUCCGGGAGCGGCCACCAUGGCUGAUAGGGGCAAACCACGCCGGGGAACUUCCGUUCGUGUUUGGGUUGGACGCCAUGUAUCCACCGACGCACGAGAAACCGAGAGCUGAACGAAAAUUGUCCGAAAGUAUUAUGACAUACUGGACCAACUUUGCCAAAACCGGGACGCCAAAUGGCGACCCAAGCCUUCCAAUAUGGCCAGAUUACGAGCCGACAACCAGUGCCUACAUGAACCUUAGUCUGGAUCUCGGCUCGGGGGUACACUUGUUUAGCGACCGGGUCCACUUCUGGACGAGGGUUGUUCCGGACAUAACCAGUACGGUUAUUGAAGGACAGACUGAUUGCGCCUGCACGAUUGCACUGGGCCUGUUUGUCUCGAUUUAUGUAGCGUUUGCAACUGGUUUUGUAAUGUGGCUGUAACCCAUUUAUGUCUAGUGGACUCUCCCAUAGAUCUACAUUGGAUCAAUUUAUUUCCAAAAUUAGGGAUGUCUAUUAUAUUUUUUCUAUAUUUAGCAUAUUUCUUACAGAAACUCCUUUAACAAUUUAUGCCUAGUGGACUCUCUCAUAUUUCUAAAUUGGAUCAAUUUAUUUCCAAAAUAAGGGAUAUCUAGUUUUUUUUAUUUCUAUAUUUAGAAUAUAUCUUAUAGAAAUUCCUUUAAGCAAACAAUGCAGACCCAGACGAGACGCCGCAUGAUGCGGUGUCUCAUCUGGUUCUACGCUGUUUGCAAAUGCCUUUUAUCUAGACGCUAUGCAUAAAUAGGUGAAGCAAACAGCGCAGACCCUAAUGAGACGCUCAUGUGGCGUCUCAUCUGGGUCUUCGCGGUUUGACAAGGUCUUAUAGACGCUAGGCAUAAAUGGCUUUAAAGUAACAAUCUCACAAUCAACGAAUAUUUCGCAAAUAAAAUUAACCUAUAUAAAAAUCAGUGUUCCUUCUAGCAAUAACCAACAUUUCAACCCUAGAUUUGGAAUGGGAACAGAGUUAACGAGAUACAAAAUGUUCGUUUUUUGUGUGGCACAAUAUAUAAAUGCAUUUUUUUUGCCGCUGCGAUAUCUUUUCAUACGACACGCGACCAUAAACUUGGUACAUGAAAAUGUGUUGAAUAGUGUGCCAACAACCUAAAGAGCUGCUAUUGCGAUAAGAAACGUUGCUUUUGUUUGUGGUAUCUUUAUUUUUCGGAAUAUUGUACGAAAUGAUUCGUUGAUAGAGGAUUUAUGUGCUUUUCAUAAUGAACGUGAUUUUCGCAAGAAGGGACAAUCGUGUUGGCCGGAAUAAAUAGUUUGAAGCGAAAUUACUGUUUUUUUUUAAUACAUAGGUAUUUGUAAACACUACUUAAGUAUCUUAGCAGAAAAUUUAUCACUACAUCCGGUUACAAAACUGCGUACCAGUUGACCUUUAAAAUACAAGCCUUUCGUUGAUACACAGUUUGUUUCAAAAUUGUAUUUGUAAAUAAAAGCACCAUGUGUUAUCAUAAAGUCGAUUUAUUUGAAAACUUAUUGGACAAGGAGUCGUAAAUAUGGUACUGUUUAAUUUCAGUUUUAAAGAUGUGUAUUUAAUAAAAUGUGUGGAUAUUUGAA